Messenger RNA from Ailuropoda melanoleuca (giant panda), 1767 nucleotides. Its product is annotated as basic proline-rich protein-like. Bases 1 to 1077 code for a protein of 358 amino acids. NCBI's taxonomy places the organism in Eukaryota, Metazoa, Chordata, Mammalia, Carnivora, Ursidae. The transcript is spliced from 5 exons. The record is from RefSeq and is a predicted model, not a curated record.
AUGAGUCCGUCGGCCCAGAAAAAGAAGGGAGAGGGGGCAUUGCCAGAGGUCGGCCUCCAGCCUUCAGAAGGGAAGAAGGCCUGCGUGGAGAAGGUCCUACUGUGGUCCAUCCUGACCCGUGACCCCUGGGCCCAGGCCAGGCUACUCAGCACAGCAGUUAGUGCGGGCCUGAGAUUGUGCUCUCCCCGUGAUGAGGAUGCAGCUCCGCAUACUCUACCACCCAGCGGCCUGCCUGCUCCUGCGGGGUCAGCCUCCCCCUUCAAGCCAACUCCCGCCUUGCUCCCAAGGCCUGCAGUAAAGAAAGGCCUGCGCAGCGAAGCCACAGAAGGCCAGGGCCUAGAACAUUUGGAGAGCUCCGGGAGCGCUUCCAGGGGAGCCCCCUCCCCCCGAGCCGGUGCCUGGGCUGGGAGGGGGGCCGCCCCCCGGCCAGCGCCUCGCAGCGCCUGCGCACGCUCCCUCGGGCGUCCUCCCCGCCCCGCCCCAGGCCCGAGCGAGGCGCCGCGGGAGGAAUUCCAGCCAUUUCCUCUGCGCCGCGCGGUAUGUGGCCUGCUCGCUGCCCGACCGCAGCGCAGCCCGGAGGUGGGGGCCGGGCGGCGCGGGCCAGUCACCAGCCGUGUCAGGCAGCUGCCCGGCCCUCGCUCCCCUGCUCGGGAUUCCCGGCCAGCCGUCCCUCGUCCCGGGCCACCAAAGGCCUUUCCAGCAGCCCGGGCCUGUGCGGUGCCCCCGGGCUCGGCUCCUCCCCGCGCGGCCGCCACCGCCGGCUCCUUCUCCCCGCCCCGCGCGGCCGCCCUCCCGCCUUCUGUGUCCCCGUUGCGCCCCCUCCCCGGGCCGCCGCCGACCCUUGGGACUCCCCCUGAAUCCGAGUUUGAAACUGAAGUUGGCACUUGCUGCGUCACCUUCAGGACACUUGGCUGUCCCCCAGAGUUCCCUGCUGCCUGGCAGGCUUCCCAAGCAAAGUGUGAUUUUUCUCUCACAUCCUGGAUCCUGGGCCUGGAGGAAUUUUUAAAAGCAAGUCCCAGACACAGUGUCAUUAAUACUGCAGCAUGCAUCUCUAACCAGCAAGGACUUUGUUUUUGACAUAACCUUUAUUAGCCACUAAGUAAAAAAUGGUUUAUUUAGGAACUAUUGAUAUUGGUUAGGCAUUUAGUAUUUGGUGCAAGAUAUUACAGUAGGAUUCUUUACAGUUUAUUUCAUGAAAUCUCAGCUCAGCAGAGAACCGCGUUGGAAAUUCACAAGCUCCCCAGGAGAAAGAAAUGCCCUGGCCUGGAGAACGUUACUAUUUGCAUUUUACUCAUGAAGAAAACUGCUCAGCCAACUCAGGGUAAGCUGUGGAGAGGCUGCAGUCCAGGAGAUAGCAAAGCUUGGAACAAGAGGCUUGUCGGAGCCUGACUUGCUCCAUCCCCCCUGGAUAUUCAGGGUAUUAGAAGGGCAUUGCUUCCUCAUCUGAAAACUGGCUUCUUUUUUUUUUUUAACUACCUAACACCUACUUGAAUUUACAUUGUCAACAUAGAAACAUGCAGUCUUCUUGAGAAGGUAACACCUUAAAAAAGCAGAAGAGUUUUGACAAAUCCACUUUAUUUAUCAGGCACAUAGGCAUGGAGAGCACGGGGAAUGUUGCUUCAUGCAAAAGCAAUCUCAGCAUAAGUAUUUCUUUUUCUUUUUCUUCUUCUUCUUUUUUUUUCUUUUUUUUUAGAUUUUUAUUUAUUUAUUUGACAGAGAGAGAAACAGCCAGUGAGAAAGAGAACACAAGCAGGGGGAGUGGGAGAG